GAGUGCGGGUAGGCCUUUACCGACAUGUCCUCCCUGAUGAGGUACCAGCGGGUCCAUACCGGGGAGAGGCCCUUUACCUGCCCCAAUUGCGGGAAGGCCUUUACCGACGUGUCCUCCCUAAUGAGGCACCACCGGAUCCACACCGGGGAGAGGCCCUUUACCUGCUCUCAGAGCGGGAAGGCCUUCAGCUAUUCCUCCCACUGCUGGCCCACCAGUGGAUCCACACGGGGGAGAGGCCCUUCAGCUGCCCCGAGUGUGGGAAGGCCUUUCACGAUUCCUCCAUCCUGCUGAGGCACCAGCGGAUCCACACCGGGGAGAGGCUGUUCAUCUGCUCUCAGUGAGGGAAGGGCUUCA
Messenger RNA from Hemiscyllium ocellatum (epaulette shark), 354 nucleotides. RefSeq names its product oocyte zinc finger protein XlCOF15-like. Gene Ontology annotation, molecular function: DNA-binding transcription factor activity, RNA polymerase II-specific; RNA polymerase II cis-regulatory region sequence-specific DNA binding. NCBI's taxonomy places the organism in Eukaryota, Metazoa, Chordata, Chondrichthyes, Orectolobiformes, Hemiscylliidae. The record is from RefSeq and is a predicted model, not a curated record. Gene Ontology annotation, biological process: regulation of transcription by RNA polymerase II. Bases 25 to 291 code for a protein of 88 amino acids. The transcript has a single exon.